This is a messenger RNA of Nannospalax galili (Upper Galilee mountains blind mole rat), 448 nucleotides long. RefSeq names its product NACHT, LRR and PYD domains-containing protein 1-like. The annotation marks the transcript as partial. The transcript is spliced from 2 exons. The record is from RefSeq and is a predicted model, not a curated record. Lineage: Eukaryota; Metazoa; Chordata; Mammalia; Rodentia; Spalacidae.
CAAGCACAAGAGAUUUCUAAAGAGAACUUCAGAGGGGCAAACCUGAGUUCAGGCCUGGGCUCUCUAGGUCUUCACUCUGUGCCAAAUCUCCUACCUCACUCUGUCAGGGCAAUGGCUGAAGGGGCUGAUUUCAUGAGUGCAGAUCCCAGAAAGAAGAUGAAGAUCAGAGAAUCGAUAAAGACAUCCAGAGGGGUCGAGCGUCGUCUUGCUCAUUACUUAAAGCAACUGAAGAAGGAACAGCUGGAGGAGUUCAAGCUUUGGUUGGCCAAAAAUGUACUCACUGAUAUAUCAGCUCAGCCAGAGAAGGCCAGUGCCAUGGAGGUGGCCUCAUACAUGGUGGCUAAGAAUAAGGAUCAACAGGCCUGGAAACUUGCCUUUCACAUCUGGAAGCAGAUGGACCUGCAGCUACUGUGCACCCAGGCACAAGCAGAGAAGUACUUGAGGUUGA